UGCUGCUGUGUAGAGCAGCAUCCUCAGCGCCCAAGGGAUUCUUGAUCAAGUCAAGGACAGGAGAAUAUGGCAGCCGCUGCUUCGGAGAGACAGGUCCGGAUCUCGCGCAUCGCGGGCCGGUAUCUGGUCUUCGACAUCGAAGACGUCGUGCACAUGCGCCGCCACCACGGCAUUUGUGCCGUGCUGACGGGCACGAUGCCGCAGAACCCGACGCAGAACCUCUUCCUUGGCCUGCCCAUCGAGCUGCACGCCGAGGAGGCCAAGCUGCUGGUUGACAAGAAAGCCGGCUACAUUGCCGACGAGCUGUCCGAGCACCUGUCGCGGCUGACUGGCCCGGACGAGGCAGCCCGUAAGGCAUACAUCCAGUCCCUCAAGCGGCAGCGCAGGGCUGCGCAUGCGGCCUUUGAAGAGGAAAAGGCAAAGGUACGGGCCCAGCAUCAGGGGAAACGCAAGGCCGGAAAAAAGGCCAAGCAGACACCAGCCGUCGCUGCUGAAAGCGCGGAAGAUGAUGCCUCGACCAUAGGAGUAGCAGCAGCAGCCGCAGCAGCAGAGGGUGAACAAGGCGAGUCAUUAUUUAGCACAGCUCCUCCCAAGCAGCCAGCAGCAGCAAGGGAGUCUCCCCUCCCGGGAAUUACCCCUACUACAAGCAGUGACCUCCUCCUACCAUGCCCAGCUCGCACUGUUGGCGACAGCAGCAGCAGCAUGGCAAAGGACUUGUCACCUUCUUCGUACCCGUUCUACAGGUAUCUCAACUCGCGGGGCUACUACACGACGCCCGGGUUGCGGUUUGGUGGGGAUUACAGUGUCUACCCGGGGGAUCCGUUCCGGUACCACGCGCACUACCUGGCCAACAGUUACGGAUGGGACGAGGAGAUCCCCAUGCUCGACCUCGUCACCAGCGGGCGGCUGGGCACGGCCGUCAAGAAGAGUUUUCUCUUCGGGGCGGAGAAGCCAGCCAACGAAGGAGCCGUUGCCGGUGCUGGGGGUAGUGAAGUGCGAGUCUUCUGCGUUGAGUGGGCGGGCAUGUGAGGAGGGUAGUGUGCAAGGCGGUUCUGAUAGUCAAAUGAGAUACCGCUUUCGAUUCGCACUCCGUUUCUAUCUUGCUCCGUUGCCCGUUUUCUGAUCUGAUCUGCGAAAGCAACAGCGGGUUCAAUCACCGCAACCGAUAACGCUCUAAAAGAGGCCAAGCCCAUAUUAUUGUGAUGUUGAAGUCUAGGACAACCCUGUUGACUAGCAUUGGUGUUGCAACUGAUUUAGCUUUAGCCUCCAUAUCUAUUGUGUUCAAGCGAAGCCCC
Canariomyces notabilis is the source of this 1295-nucleotide messenger RNA. RefSeq names its product SEN34 subunit of tRNA-splicing endonuclease. Gene Ontology annotation, cellular component: tRNA-intron endonuclease complex. Gene Ontology annotation, biological process: tRNA-type intron splice site recognition and cleavage; tRNA splicing, via endonucleolytic cleavage and ligation. The coding region runs from base 67 to 1029 and encodes 320 amino acids. The transcript has 2 exons. Gene Ontology annotation, molecular function: nucleic acid binding; tRNA-intron lyase activity. The record is from RefSeq and is a predicted model, not a curated record. NCBI's taxonomy places the organism in Eukaryota, Fungi, Ascomycota, Sordariomycetes, Sordariales, Chaetomiaceae.